Messenger RNA from Daktulosphaira vitifoliae (grape phylloxera), 2083 nucleotides. RefSeq lists its product as uncharacterized. Lineage: Eukaryota; Metazoa; Arthropoda; Insecta; Hemiptera; Phylloxeridae. The record is from RefSeq and is a predicted model, not a curated record. The transcript is spliced from 2 exons. Bases 536 to 973 code for a protein of 145 amino acids.
GAUAUUUUAACAUUUUUUUUAAUACAUAUUAAAAUGGCUUCACAGAAAACUUUACGAAAAGAUACAUUUAUAUUUUUGAUUGGUUUCUCGUCAAACCAAAUUAUUGGUAGUUAAUUACCGUCAAUAAGACAAGUACUAUCGGUUUUUUUUUUUAUAUUCGUCAUGUUAACCUGAGCAUACUUGAAAACUCUAAACUGACAAUAAAAGAGGUAAAUAUUUUUUGGCAAAAAGCGCGUAUACCUAUCAGUGCUGAACAGUAUUGCAUAAAAAAACUUCAAAAAUAUUACGAUGAAUGGAGAAAUUUACAAAAACUGCAAUACAGAAAAUCUGACACUCAAGCAAAAAAAAAUGAAGAAUUUAGUUCAAAACUAAAUGAUUUGUUUGACAUUGCUCAAGUUGAUGCCCUUAAUUAAUGUCAUUACAAGAAGAUACAGAUUUUUUAUUAAUGCAAACACAAAAAGGAUGUCCUAGUAUUAUGUAAGGAGUUGAUUUGAAUAUUGCACAAAAAGAAAAAAUAGCCAAUAAAAGGUUAAAGAUGUCCGAAAAAAGACGUAAAAGAAGUUAUGACGAGAUACAGUCAUUGAAUGCGCAAGUAGAAAUAUGCUCAUCAUUAGAGUCUGACGUUGCUGAAGAUAAUUUUAACAAGCCUGGACUGUCUAAAAUGUACGUUAAACAAUCAACUAGAGGAAGAAUUGAUUUUAUUACGCCAAAACUUGCAGCUGCACUCGAUAAAUGCAAAAUUAGUGAUAGAGAUGCAGUUCAUAGAUUAAUUUCAACAGCAGAGGCAUUAGGUGAGGACGUUGAAAAAUUAAUUAUAAAUAGAUCUUCAAUUCAAAACUCACACAUACGUUUCCGUAAAGAACGCGCUGAAAAAAUCCGUAACAAUUAUUUGGUAACUAUUAAAGAUUCCGUUGUCAUUCAUUGGGAUGGUAAACUUUUACCUUCAUUAACAGGACAAAAAAGUGUUGAUUGACUUCCCAUUAUAGCUUUAUGUAAUGGUGAGAGUCAAUUACUAGAAGUUCCAGCAAUUGAUACGGGAACAGGGGUUGAUCAGACUGAUGCUAUUUUUCAUAUACUUAUUGAUUGGUGUAUUACAGAAAAUGUGCAGGCUUUUUGCUGUGAUACUACGGCUUCAAAUAUGAGUAUAUUUAAAAGUACUUGCGUGUUAUUAGAAAAUUACUUGGAACGUAAUAUUUUGUACUUACCAUGUCGACACCAUAUCUACGAGCUAAUAUUAAAAUGUGUUUUUGUAGUUAAAUUACGUCUAACAUCUGGUCCUGAUGUACCAAUAUUUAAACGGUUUCAACAAAAUUGGAGAAAUAUAGAUACUAGCAAAUUUGAGCCAGGUAUAAUGAACGACAUUGUAAAUAAAACAUUAAAUGAUGUAUGUACUGAUGUAAAUAACUAUUUCGCAAAUAACUAUUUGCUUAUCAAACAACCCAGAGAGUUUUUAGAACUAAUAAUUAUUUUUCUUGGUGGAGUUUCCUUUAGAGUUCCGGGAGCUAUCCAUCAUGCUAGAUGGAUGGCAAAAGCUUUAUAUUGCUUAAAAAUAUUUAUAUUCCGAAACCAAUUUAAUUUAACCCAAAAAGAAGAAAUGUCAAUAGCUAGUAUUAGUAUAUUUAUUAUUAGAUUAUACGUAAGAGCUUGGUUUAAUGCACCACUUGCUUCUAAUGCACCAUACCAAAAUUUUAAUUUUUUAAAAGAUUUGGUAAAUUAUCGGUCAAUAGAUAAAAAUAUACCUGAAGUUACAGUUAAAAAAAUGUAUGGUCAUUUAUGGUAUCUAUCGCCAGAGAAUACGGUAUUAUCACUUAUUGAUACUAAUAUUCCAUUUGAUACAAAGAGAAAAAUUAUAGCUGCUCUAAAAAUCCAUACAGAUGAUGAUGUACCAAAAAAAUAUUUAUUGAAUACAAAAGAAGCUACUGGAAUAUUAAAUAAAAAUCUUGAAGAUUUUAUUUGUGAAAAAUCAAUGCAAUUUUUCAAACGUUUUAAUAUAGAUACUAGUUUUCUGAUCAUUGACCCAUCAUUAUGGAGCACUGAUGAAAAUUUCAAGAUAUCAAUAGACCAUAUUAAUAGCAUUAAUGUA